Molecule: messenger RNA, 1228 nt
Organism: Brassica oleracea var. oleracea
Lineage: Eukaryota; Viridiplantae; Streptophyta; Magnoliopsida; Brassicales; Brassicaceae
Product: peroxidase 58
Exons: 4
Coding region: 53-1045 (330 amino acids)
Biological process (GO): response to oxidative stress; hydrogen peroxide catabolic process
Molecular function (GO): heme binding; peroxidase activity
Source: RefSeq, a predicted model, not a curated record
GCUUAUUCUUUCUAUCGCUCUGUUUGACUAAUUAACAUAGAGCGACAGAAGAAUGGGUCUAAGCAAUAUUAAUAUCCCCUUACUUUUGCUCUCGCUUUUGAUGUUUGGUGUUUUGGGUAAUGCUCAACUUAGCUCCGAUUUUUACUCCGAGAGCUGCCCUAAUGUCACAAUCAUCGCUCGGCGUCUGAUCCAACGAGCUAGCCGUAGCGACGUUAGACUCACUGCUAAAGUCAUGCGUCUUCACUUUCACGACUGUUUUGUGAACGGCUGCGAUGGUUCGGUACUAUUGGACGCUGCUCCUGUGGAUGGAGUAGAGGGUGAAAAGGAAGCUUUCCAAAACGCUGGUUCUCUUGACGGUUUCGAAGUGAUCGAUGAUAUCAAAACCGCACUGGAGAAUGUAUGCCCUGGAGUCGUCUCUUGUGCCGAUAUCCUCGCUAUUGCAGCUGAAAUCUCUGUCUCACUGGCGGGAGGGCCGUCAUGGGACGUAUUGUUAGGAAGAAGAGAUGGUCGCACGGCUAACCGUGGGGACGCCGUGGCUGCACUUCCACUAGGACCUGACUCGAUGGAGAUACUUACUUCGAAAUUCUCCGUACAUAAUCUUGACACUACCGAUCUUGUCGCUUUAUCUGGUGCUCACACCUUCGGGAGGGUUCAGUGUGGAGUAAUAGCAAAUCGUCUACACAAUUUUACUGGUAACAAUGGACAGUCCGAUCCUAGCAUUGAACCAAAAUUCUUAAGAACACUGCGACGAAAAUGUCCGCAAGGCAGAAGUCUCACCGCGAGGGUCAAUCUUGAUCCUACAAGCCCGGACUCAUUUGAUAACGACUAUUUCAAGAACCUUCAAAACAACCGUGGGGUCAUUGAAUCAGAUCAAAUCUUGUUCUCUUCGAAAGGAGCACCUACUAUGUCUUUGGUGAAUCGUUUUGCAAAGAGCCAACGUAAAUUCUAUAAAGCUUUUGCGAAAUCAAUGAUCAAGAUGGGCAAUGUAAGGGUUCUCACAGGAAACGAUGGAGAGAUCCGUAGAGACUGUAGACGGGUCAACUAAUACGGUUUUGCUUAAUGCAUCGUCAAGUGAUCAAAUUUACGUGUUGAUUAUACUUAAUAAGUUGUAUUUCUGCUUUUCCACAAUUGUUUAUCUCCAUUUGAUUUUGUUUUACUAUAUUAAGGUUAAGCAUGUCCAUUAUUAAUUUUUUCUCGCUUCUCAGAUUGUAAUCAUACACACAUAUAU